AUGGCUGCGACGGUGGCGAUUGCCCUGAAACCGCCGGCGAGCUUUUUCCGUGGCGGAAACCGUCGCGACGGAGAAAAUGGAUUUUCAGUCGCGCGAGUUUCUAAAGGCGAACGGUUCACUGAGAGCAUCGUUCGUCUCUCUGCUUCGACUGUGUUGUUUCUCGGUUUAACACUACGCGUCUGCUCUCCGGCCUCCGCUAGAUUACCACCGCCGAUUAUCGCUACUCAUUCCGUUACGGAGAAUAAAAUCGAUUCAGGAACUGUAUCUGGUGCUGCUGAGGAGAAUCAUGGAAUUGUAAAUGAAGAAGAUGAAAAAUUGGAAGCAGAUUUCGAAGCUUAUAAGGCUAAAGUGUAUUCUCUAACUGUGCCGCUUAAACUCGUUGCUCUUCGUGGUUCAGUACCACCAUCAUGGAUCAAGGAUUUCAUGAGCUCACAAGGGAAGAGAGUGAGGUUAAAAACAAGGUUCCGAGCAAAUCUUGAAGAAAUUUUCUUCGAUCUAUCGACGUCUAGUAGAAAAGCGAAAAAGGGGUCUGCUUUGGAAGCUGAUAUGAUCAGCAUUGGUGAUUCUUGGCUUAGUUUCGCAAUUAAGGAAAAGCUGAUAGAGCCGAUGAAAGGGGUCGAAGAUCAAGACUGGUAUAAAAGCUUGAGUGAUAAAUGGAAGAUUUAUCUCCGCAGGAACUUGGCAGGAGAAAAUGCUCCUGACGGUGAAACGUGGGCUGUGCCAUACCGCUGGGGAAGCAUGGUAAUAGCAUAUAAAAAGAGCAAAUUUCAGCAGUAUAAAUUGGCUCCAAUAGAGGACUGGGCUGAUCUCUGGCGACCCGAGCUUGCAGGGAGGAUCUCAAUGGUGAAUUCUCCUAGAGAGGUUGUUGGUGCUGUUCUCAAAUACAUGGGAGCAUCAUACAACACAACAGACCUCGAUUCACAAGUUGCUGGUGGAAGAAUCGCUGUGGAGAAAAAUCUAGCAUCGCUUAUGAAACAGAUUAAACUGUUUGACAGUACCAACUAUUUAAAAGCUUUCAAUGUCGGAGAUGUCUGGGUUACUGUCGGUUGGAGCAGCGAUGUUAUCCCUGUCGCAAAACGUAUGUCUAAUGUUACAGUAAUUGUUCCAAAGUCUGGUGCCACCUUAUGGGCUGAUCUAUGGGCAAUUCCGGCUGUCUCUGUUGCUUGUAAAGAAGCAGAACAGAUAGGAGGAAGAGUGCGAGGCCCAUCCCCAUUAAUCCAACAGUGGAUAGAAUUCUGCUUGCAGCCCGCAAGAUCGUUACCAUUCACACGGGAAGUAAUUCCCGGUGCAUCUCCUUCAGCUCUUGAGGGUCUUCUGGUUAGCGAGCCCGAAGAAACAAAGAAGGACAGAACAAAACUUGACACAAACCUCGUCUCCGGUGUUCCUCAUCCAGAUAUCUUGUCUAAAUGCGAGUUCUUGGAACCUUUACCAGAAGCUACGCUACUGGAGUACCGGCUUCUGAUUGAUAGUGUAAAGAAGCAAAGCCAAGAACCUGGCCUUGUGGAGAAACUAAAGGACAUUGUUUCGAUUUGGGUUCAAGGCUUUAGGGCAAAGCUUCACUCCUAA
Messenger RNA from Arabis nemorensis, 1566 nucleotides. The record is from the annotation of a GenBank genome assembly. NCBI's taxonomy places the organism in Eukaryota, Viridiplantae, Streptophyta, Magnoliopsida, Brassicales, Brassicaceae.